AUGGACGAUCGAAUGCAAGCACAAAUUCGUUCGUGGUUGGAAGAGGAUUCUGGUGAUGAAUUGGAUGCAGAUCUUGAAAAUGGGGAACAAUAUCGUGUUGACACCAUAGAAAGUGAUAGUUCUGUCAUCCGUAGUCCUCACGAAACUGAUACUGAGCAAUCGUCGGAUGAAAACGAUGCUGAUAUUUCUACUCCCGCGACUCAACAACAAAGAGUUCCUACUAUUAAUGAACAUUCGCAUAGUUACAAGUAUCUCCACUUCAAACCAUUAUACCUUUAA
Messenger RNA from Parnassius apollo (apollo), 279 nucleotides. The record is from the annotation of a GenBank genome assembly. NCBI's taxonomy places the organism in Eukaryota, Metazoa, Arthropoda, Insecta, Lepidoptera, Papilionidae.